Molecule: messenger RNA, 786 nt
Organism: Nicotiana attenuata
Lineage: Eukaryota; Viridiplantae; Streptophyta; Magnoliopsida; Solanales; Solanaceae
Product: zinc finger A20 and AN1 domain-containing stress-associated protein 1-like
Exons: 1
Coding region: 107-607 (166 amino acids)
Molecular function (GO): DNA binding; zinc ion binding
Source: RefSeq, a predicted model, not a curated record
CACUCACCUCAAAAAUUGCGUUUCAUAUAAUCAACUCUUUUCUGCUAAUCAAAUCUCUUUGUUUGACGCUUCAGUUUGUGCCCCAAAAGAGAAAAUUUUCUAAAUUAUGGGUUCUGAAGGAAACAAGUUUAUCGACGGUACAAGCUUCCAGCCGGCGGAGCCAACACCGUGCGGAAACGGUUGCGGAUUUUUCGGCACGGCGGCGACGAUGGGACUUUGUUCAAAGUGUUACAGAGAUUAUAAGAUGAAGGAAGACCACGCGACGUUGGCUAAAGUAGCGAUGGAGAAGCUUGUUAUAUCUAGGGCUCAAGUUGUAACGGCCGGAAAAGUUGCUCCGUCGUCGUCGACGGCAGUGGUUGAAAAGGCGGCGGUAUCGGUAGCGGAGGUCGCCGGGAGUGAGGCGAAGGUGGCGGUGUCAAACCGGUGUUUGACUUGUAGGAAGAAAGUGGGGGUAGUGGGUUUCAAGUGCAGAUGUGGUAGUACCUUUUGUGGGACCCAUAGAUACCCAGAGCAGCAUGAUUGUACCUUUGAUUUCAAAUCUAAGGGGAAAGCAGAGAUUGCUAAAGCUAAUCCUGUAGUUAAGGCUGAUAAAAUUGAUAGGUUCUGAGCCGCCGAACCAAAAUUCAGCUCGGGGUAGGAUUUUUUUUUUUUUUUUUUUUUAAUUUGUGGCGUUGAUUUGGUGUUGGGUAGAACAGGCUGGAUGGGUGGUUAGGUUCGCUUUGGAAUUUAUGAAUGUAAAAUAUAUUUGCUAUUUAUUUAUAUAAUUUGCUUCCAAUUGCUCAAUGA